Molecule: messenger RNA, 1137 nt
Organism: Colletotrichum tamarilloi
Lineage: Eukaryota; Fungi; Ascomycota; Sordariomycetes; Glomerellales; Glomerellaceae
Exons: 2
Coding region: 1-1137 (378 amino acids)
Biological process (GO): methylation
Molecular function (GO): methyltransferase activity
Source: RefSeq, a predicted model, not a curated record
AUGGCGGCAGCCACCGAAGAUUUCGGCAGUCAUGACAAAACUCCCUCGCCGGUGGUAAUGGAAGCUUCCACAACCGAGCCGCGGGUGUGUCGUGAAUCAGACCAAGACUGGGAGAGUCCGGGCGCGCUCAUUCAUGACUAUCUCGAAAAGAACUCCCCGGAGUUUGUCAAAGUCCGCGACUUGCGCAAGAAGGGAUGGGAGAACCCUGCAGGUGACACGUUCUUUCAGAACCAGCGUCGUGUUGCCGAAAAUCCUACCGAUCGGGCUACGAUAGCUUUCUACAACAUGAUGAAGAGAAUCGGCCAAGAGAUGCAAAGAAACACGAGCGCCCUCAAAGUCAAAACUCCUAGCUGGGGCAAGACACAGAUCCUUGACAUGGGCUUGGCGCCUGGCGGCUUCCUCGCGACGGCCAUGUAUCUGAACACAGGUGCGCAAGCGAUGGGCUUCAGUCUUCCCGAGUUUGAUGGGGGCCACAGGGUCAUGAUACCCGACAACCUUGAUAUCGACCGCAGAGACGUCGACGUCACCAUGCUCGCUGCGGACAUGGGCAUCCAUGACAUUCCCGCCGAUCAUCCAGACUUUGCCAAGUUCCUCCCUCGCCAGUUCAUGCCCGGUCAACAAUUCGAUCUGGUCAUCUGUGGAGGAACAGUGGUGCACAAGCAAGAGCGUGCCUCGUAUCGACAUGAGAGCGAGUCUCAGCGACUGACCACCAGCCAGCUUGCGCUCGGCCUCGAGCGGCUCAGACCCGGCGGAACCAUGGUUGUACUCUUCCACAAGAUGGAGGCUUGGGGCACGGUUCGUGAGCUGUACUGUUUUUCUCAGUUCUCCGAUAUCAAGACCUUCAAGCCGACGACUGGUCACAACAAGCGCUCCUCAUUCUACAUGGUGGCUACGAGAGUUCAGAGCCAAAGCCCCUUGGCCAUUCAGGCUGUCUCUCGCUGGAAACACAUAUGGCAAGCGGCCACAUUCGGGUCUGAGGAAGACUUUCAUGAGGCUAGGCGCAAGAACUUGACUGAUGUCGAGGAAGUACUUGAUAAGUUUGGUGAUCAGCUUGUGCGAAAGGGUCGGAGAAUUUGGCAUAUCCAGGCACAGGCUCUCGAGAAGGCACCUUUUAUUCAGGGAAAAUACUCAACAUAG